Meira miltonrushii is the source of this 339-nucleotide messenger RNA. RefSeq lists its product as uncharacterized. The record is from RefSeq and is a predicted model, not a curated record. The transcript has a single exon. The annotation marks the transcript as partial. NCBI's taxonomy places the organism in Eukaryota, Fungi, Basidiomycota, Exobasidiomycetes, Exobasidiales, Brachybasidiaceae.
GAAAUGGAAAAGCGUAUCGUAUACAACCCACCGGUCACAGCUCCUGCUUCCAAGGCAGUUUGGUAUGCCGGACGUGAAGAAACAGUCAGAUGGACAGUUGAUCAAAGCAAGAUUCCUGCAUCAGCAAAUGAUUACAAAGUUGAGAUCAAAUUGGGUUACCUGCCAAAAGAUGGUGACGGAGGUUACAAUCUCAAAUGGACUUUGGCAAAAGAUGUUGCAAUCACAGAUGAAGAAGCUGAAGUUACUUUGCCAAGCGAUCUUAAAACUCGUCAUGAUUACAUCAUCGUCGUUAUGGGUGACAGUGGUAACCGUUCCAAGAAAUUCACAAUCAAGGCUGCC